CAGCUCCGGGCGGGCGCCGAGAGCAGGCGGACUUUCCGCGCCCGGGAGGGAGAUGCGGCCGCCGCUCGGGCUCCUUGCAGGUUUCUCACCAGCAUAAUGCUGAAGCGAGAGGCUGGCAGCCCGAAGGUUUCAGGAUGGCUGAGUGGGAUGCUGAUCUGGAUUACAUCGUUCCGUCUUCUGUCCUUCCUCCCUUCUGGGCUAAGCUAGUCGUGGGCUUUGUUUCCCUUGUGUGUUUUGCACGUAGCUACGAUGGAGAUUUUGUCUUUGACGACUCUGAAGCUAUCGUUAACAAUAAGGACCUCCGAGCAGAAACACCCCUUGGGGACCUGUGGCAUCAUGACUUCUGGGGCAGUCGGCUGAGCAGCAACACCAGCCACAAGUCCUACCGCCCCCUGACCGUGCUGACUUUCAGGAUGAACUACUAUCUGUCGGGAGGCUUCCACCCCGCGAGCUUCCACGUGGUCAACAUCCUCCUGCACGGCGGCGUCUCCGUGCUGCUGGUGGACGUCUUCUCCGUGCUGCUCGGGGGCCUGCAGUACACCAGCAAGGGCCGGAGGCUGAACCUGGCCCCCAGGUCGUCCGUGCUGGCCGCGCUGCUGUUCGCCGUGCACCCGGUGCACACCGAGUGUGUUGCUGGUGUUGUGGGCCGAGCAGACCUCCUGGGUGCCCUGUUUUUUCUGUUAUCUUUCCUUGGCUACUGUAAAGCAUUGAGAGAAGCCAACAAGGAGGGAACACAUUCCACGUGCUGGGUGUUGCUGAGCAUCCUUCUGGGAGCAGUGGCCAUGCUGUGCAAAGAACAGGGGAUCACUGUGCUGGGUUUGAAUGCCGUCUUUGACAUCUUGGUGAUAGGCAAGUUAAAUGUUCUGGAAAUUGUCCAGAAGGUACUACAUAAGGGCAGAUCGUUAGAGAACCCGGGUGUGCUCAGGAAUGGGGGCCUCCUCUUCAGAAUGGCCCUCCUGGCCUUGGGGGGAGCAGGGAUGCUCUUCGCGCGCUGGAGGAUCAUGGGCACUGGCCCGCCGGCCUUCACCGAGGUGGACAACCCUGCCUCCUUCGCCGACAGCAUGUUGGUCCGCGCCAUAAACUAUAAUUACUACUAUUCAUUGAAUGCCUGGCUGCUGCUGUGCCCCUGGUGGCUGUGUUUUGAUUGGUCAAUGGGCUGCAUCCCCCUCAUUAAGUCGGUUGGCGACUGGAGGGUAAUUGCGCCAGCAGCACUCUGGUUCUGCCUCAUUGGCCUGAUAUGCCAAGCCCUGUGCUCUGAAGACAGCCACAAGAGAAGGAUCCUCACGCUGGGCCUGGGAUUUCUCAUCAUCCCGUUUCUUCCUGCGAGUAACCUGUUCUUCCGCGUGGGCUUCGUGGUCGCAGAGAGAGCGCUGUACCUGCCCAGCGCCGGGUACUGCAUGCUGCUCACCUGCGGGCUGGGCGCGCUCAGCAGGCUCACGAAGAGGAAGAAACUGAUUGCUGCUCUCGUGCUGGGAAUUUUGUUCAUAAACACGCUGAGGUGCGUGAUCCGCAGCGGCGAGUGGCGGACGGAGGACCAGCUUUUUAGAAGUGCCCUGUCUGUGUGUCCCCUCAAUGCUAAGGUUCACUACAAUGUUGGCAAAAACCUGGCUGAUAAAGGCAAUCAGACAGCCGCCAUCAGAUACUACCGGGAAGCUGUGAGAUUAAAUCCCAAGUACGUUCAUGCCAUGAAUAAUCUAGGAAAUAUCUUAAAGGAAAGGAAUGAGCUCCAGGAAGCGGAGCAGCUGCUGUCUUUGGCGGUACAGAUACAGCCAGACUUCGCUGCUGCGUGGAUGAAUUUAGGCAUCGUGCAGAACAGCCUAAAACGGUUCCAAGCCGCUGAGCAAAGUUACCGGACGGCCAUCAAGCACCGGAGGAAAUACCCAGAUUGCUACUACAACCUCGGGCGUUUGUAUGCGGAUCUAAAUCGUCACGUGGAUGCGCUGAACGCGUGGAGAAAUGCCACCGUGCUGAAGCCGGAGCACAGCCUGGCUUGGAACAACAUGAUCAUACUCCUUGAUAACACAGGCAAUUUGGCCCAAGCUGAAGCCGUUGGAAGGGAGGCCCUGGAAUUGAUACCUGACGAUCACUCUCUGAUGUUCUCAUUGGCAAACGUGCUGGGGAAGUCCCAGAAGUACAAGGAAUCUGAAGCCUUAUUCCUCAAAGCAAUUAAAGCUCACCCAAAUGCUGCAAGUUACCAUGGCAAUUUGGCUGUACUUUAUCAUCGUUGGGGGCAUCUAGACUUGGCCAAGAAACACUAUGAAAUCUCUCUGCAUCUUGACCCGACUGCAUCAGGAACUAAGGAGAAUUAUGGUCUUCUAAGAAGAAAGUUAGAACAAAUGCAAAAGAAAGACGUCUGAUCCUUUUUCCUCCAUUUUUUGAGUUUGUGUGUUAGUGCAUGAGGAAUAUCAUUAAUGUGACAUGCUUACAUUUUAACCAUUUAAAAGUCUUACAUGUUGCUUAUUUUAUUGCUUUUUUCCUAUGAAAACAAAGACAUGCAAAAAGAUUACAGCACCAGCAAUAUACUCUUGAAUGCUUGAUGUGGUUUUUGCAUUGAAAUUGUAUUUUUUCAGACAACUCAAGUGUAAAUUCCAAAAUUCCAAGGAUGAAGUCUUUUUUAAUUAAAAAGAAAAAGAGAAAAAAAUUAUCUUGAGCAACUUAGAGCAGAAUUAAACCUGCAUUUGGGAUGUGGGUCGUGUAGUGUAGAGACUCAUAGUAUCAAACACGGAUUGUAAACAAGAAGUGACAAACUGACUCCUACAAUUUAUGUAAAUAUCCAAUGUGUCUGUAUAUUAGAAUUUUUAUUUAAUGACAAGGAAGAGUAAAUUAAGAUUUUUGGUUUUUUAAUCUUUCUUUUUCAAACACUAUGCUAUGAACUUCAUUUAUAAGGAAAAAUAUUUAUUUGUAUUUUUCUGUUUUGAACAAGGCAAAUAAUUGAAUGAAAAAUGGAAAUUUUAACAUCUAGUGCAUUUAUACUUUUUUCCAUUGGAAGAAAUUCACUCCUGCAAUAUUUUUGGGAUUCUCCAACUUGUGCUGUUUCAUAACCUAGGAAAUUAUGUAGUAUUCUAUGUAAAGUGUCACUAUUAAUAGAAAAGUCAAGCCUUGCUUUAGGCAAAAGCAGGCAGCUUGAUGUCUUUAUUUUUGUUAUAUCCAGUAUUAAGAGGGCUACACUUCUACGUAAGUUGCUUUUUUAUGUUUUUAACUGUAAAGCAGUUUUCCAUUGAGCUUUAUGAAACCACAGUCAUUACUGUAUCCAGAAAAGGCAAGAGGUAGAUUCUCUCUCAAAAGGAACCACAUUGGGGAGUUUGUGAUGUUUUUAAGAAUUGGAGUAUUAUCCUGUUUCAUUGGAUCAGAAUAAUCAUGUUCGUUUUGUUUAUUCUCCUAUCUGUUGCUGUUGCCCUAAUGAUUUAUGCAAGCCCUGUAAUUUCUUAUGCAGUAAAAUUAUUACACAAAC
This is a messenger RNA of Camelus dromedarius (Arabian camel), 3451 nucleotides long. It is a transcript of the gene TMTC4, whose product is annotated as transmembrane O-mannosyltransferase targeting cadherins 4. Gene Ontology annotation, biological process: endoplasmic reticulum unfolded protein response; protein O-linked glycosylation via mannose. The transcript has 18 exons. Gene Ontology annotation, molecular function: mannosyltransferase activity; protein binding. Gene Ontology annotation, cellular component: endoplasmic reticulum. NCBI's taxonomy places the organism in Eukaryota, Metazoa, Chordata, Mammalia, Artiodactyla, Camelidae. The coding region runs from base 135 to 2357 and encodes 740 amino acids. The record is from RefSeq and is a predicted model, not a curated record.